This is a messenger RNA of Tachyglossus aculeatus (Australian echidna), 1421 nucleotides long. It is a transcript of the gene VGLL1, whose product is annotated as vestigial like family member 1. Gene Ontology annotation, cellular component: nucleus. The coding region runs from base 648 to 1340 and encodes 230 amino acids. Lineage: Eukaryota; Metazoa; Chordata; Mammalia; Monotremata; Tachyglossidae. The record is from RefSeq and is a predicted model, not a curated record. Gene Ontology annotation, biological process: regulation of transcription by RNA polymerase II. The transcript is spliced from 4 exons.
GAGCAGUUUACAGUGGCUCAAGGCACAUCAGAAACCAAUUCAGAAUGACAGGAAACCUUGGCUAUAACCCACUCUUUAUCUUGCUUAAAAUUUGCUGUACAGGUCAGUCUAGAUUUUUUUUAAAAGAUGGAAAGGAACACUCUUCAGGAUAUUUUCCUGUAGGGACUGACCCACUAGGAAUGCAGUCCCAAAUGAGUAUGAUGGGCAAACCACCUAUUUUUUUUUUUUGUCAGGUGCCGUCCACACUGCCAAAGCAUUGUAUGCCUGGAAAGUAUGCCCAAACAAAAAAAAAAUAUAUUUUUUAAUCGUAUUAAGUGAUUAAGUGAUUAAUCACUUAAGUGUUAAGUGAUUUAAAAGCAUUUCUGGAAACAUUGCUUAGUUGUAAAUAUCUGAAAAAAACAGGAACAUUUGAAGUCUCAGGACUAGAAGCUUGCUAGUUGAGAGCAAAUCCUGCUCUUUUUGUCCAGGUAGGCAGAAGUGUCCCAGGUUGGACUUGGACGGGCUUUAGCGAUAAAGAAGAAAGGGGUGGAGGAGCUGAGGGGUGAAACCCAGAAAGCACCUGGAGCAGUGGCGGGGAGCCCGUAGCAGGGAAAGGAGAACCGGGAGAGGAUCCCAACAGCAAGGCACCUACAGUAAAGUUCCCGGAGAUGGAAGGCGUGAAGAAAGAGUCCGUCAGGUUGAACAAAAACAAGCAGCAGCCUGUAAAAACAGAGUGGAAUUCCCAGUGUGUCCUCUUUACCUACUUCCAAGGGGACAUUAACAGUGUGGUGGACGAACAUUUUUCCAGAGCCUUGAGUAACACUAAGGUUCCAAAGGACCUGAGCACCAAAUGUAGGUGGGAAGAUGGUAUCCGAAAGAAGGACGAUCACACGGCUUCCAGUCGGUGGAAUUUCUCUUCUCAGUGGACCAAACCCCAGCAAGCUUCUCCCGGGAACAGCCGAGCCGGCUGUGGCUUAAAUCUGUCUGCCGCCGCUAUGGACCAUUAUCCAGUGCCAGUGAUGAGGAGCCAGCCUGGCCAUCCCGGAGAUCCGUGGCACUUCCAGUCAAUGGGAAACCCAAGUCCUUCUGGCCCCAGGUACCCUCCGCCCUUUCCUGAGCUGCACGUGGCACGGGGACCGGCGUCCGAAGGAAAAUAUGGUUCGCUGUUAAGUCUCCUGCAGCAGGAGAGGUGCCUGGGCUGCAGUCAGGAAUGUGAGAUGAAGCGAGAUCCCGGCUCUUCCUGUAUUACUGGAACUGCCAGGUUAGCCAGUGUGACUCGGAAUCCUGAUGGCGGUAAGAGCCCGGAAAGUGCCAGCAGUGAUCUUGCAAACGGAAACUGGUACCUGAACCUGCAAAGCUAACUGCGCCUCACUGGAACACAGCUGAGAGGGAAAACCUGAUUCUGUAGAAUAUUAAAUUGCCUUGAUUCAUUCAUCCAUUCA